Paramuricea clavata is the source of this 717-nucleotide messenger RNA. Lineage: Eukaryota; Metazoa; Cnidaria; Anthozoa; Malacalcyonacea; Plexauridae. The record is from the annotation of a GenBank genome assembly.
AUGGCGGCGGCCAAUAUUAAGAGUUGUGGUUUACUUGAUUUAAAGGCGUCGAAACAUGGCGAAGAAAGGGGUGAAAAGUUUUGGAAUACUUCGGUUUCUGAGAUGAAAUUUACAGUGGAGCAAGAGUGGAUGAAAGCUGUUCGAAAAGCAAAACAUAAACCAAAUUACGGCAUGCUUAACAUGGAUGACCAGCUCGAAGAAAUAAUCGGCAAUAAACUAGAAUUGGUAGGCCCGAUUAUCGACUGUUAUUUACGUGAAAUCGGUAAAAGUUUACAGUCUAAGCUGAAGAGAUCUAAAGCUACUGGCCUUGUAAAUCCUGUGUCCUUGUUUAUCCCUUGGGCGAAUUUUCGACACAUACUAACCUUGUGUCGUGGUUAUUCGGGUGAGAUUAUCUCAAGUCGUGAUGGCGCAAAACAUAUGGUAACUUUUUCUCAAAUGCGAUCAAUAAAAAAGCUUUUCUCGCCUGCUCGUUUCUCUGGUGAAACCUGGUUUGCUACAAGGCAUUUUAAAAAGAUUCCUUCAAUGACAGGGAGAAAAAGAGAAUCUGUCUACAAUGGAAAAUCAGUGAUAGUUGUUUCAAAAUCUACACCAUUUUGUAUUGAUUACAGCAUGAAGUCCCAGAAAGUCAACGUUUCAUUUUAUAUUCAAAGAUACACAGGUGAUAAUUAUGCGUUGGAUUCGGGUCUCCAGGCACUUAUGAAUAUAAGUUCCAGUUAA